This is a messenger RNA of Dioscorea cayenensis subsp. rotundata (Guinea yam), 561 nucleotides long. Its product is annotated as auxin-responsive protein SAUR68-like. The record is from RefSeq and is a predicted model, not a curated record. The transcript has a single exon. Gene Ontology annotation, biological process: response to auxin. NCBI's taxonomy places the organism in Eukaryota, Viridiplantae, Streptophyta, Magnoliopsida, Dioscoreales, Dioscoreaceae. The coding region runs from base 59 to 472 and encodes 137 amino acids.
GACAAGCACAACUUUCAUAUAAACCAAACUUUCAUCAUUUCUUAUAAGCAUCACUAAGAUGGCCAGGAAGUGGCAGAAAGUGGCAGCAAUGGCAAGAAAGAUCUCCUCACCAAGAGCCAAUGAUUGCUCUGAUUUCAGUGCAUGCAGUACAUCAUCUAUUGCGGAAAAAGGCCAUUUCAAUGUGUACACUUUGGAAGGGAAGCGGUUUAUGAUUCCCUUGGCAUACCUAAACAAUGUUGUUUUCAAGGAGCUCUUGAAGAUAUCCGAAGAAGAAUUCGGAUCACCGGGCGACGGUCCAAUCACAUUGCCUUGUGACGCCACAUCCAUGGAAUAUGUCCUUUCCAUGUUGAGCAGAGGAGUUUCCCAAGAAGUAGAGAGGGCAUUGCUUAGCUCCAUUUUCACUGCUUGCCCAUCCACAUGCUCUACUUUUUCUGUACACCAUACUCAGCAGCAAACAAUCUGCAGUUUUUGAAUUCUUGACAUCUUGAUUAUGAUCUCACAAAUCGAUAUUUGUACAUUCUUCACAGUUUUGUGAUUACUAAAUUUAUCAAAAAAAUCAUU